Molecule: messenger RNA, 1592 nt
Organism: Vigna radiata var. radiata (mung bean)
Lineage: Eukaryota; Viridiplantae; Streptophyta; Magnoliopsida; Fabales; Fabaceae
Product: benzyl alcohol O-benzoyltransferase
Exons: 2
Coding region: 73-1413 (446 amino acids)
Molecular function (GO): acyltransferase activity, transferring groups other than amino-acyl groups
Source: RefSeq, a predicted model, not a curated record
UUCCAGCAACUCACACACUCACUCAACCCAAAUCCAUUUCCUUAAUUUCUCAUCUGUUCUCUCAUAACUCUCAUGGCCGCAUCAUCAUCUUCUUCUUCUUCUCUGAAGUUUACAGUGCGAAGGUGCCAACCCCAGCUGGUGCCUCCUGCUAUUCCCACUCCUCAAGAAGUUAAGCCACUUUCCGACAUUGAUGAUCAAGAUGGUUUGCGUUUCCACAUUCCCUUCAUACAAAUUUAUGGAAAGAGAGCAUCAAUGGCAGAGAAAGACCCAGUUCAAGUCAUUCGCCAAGCACUGUCACAGACACUUGUCUUCUAUUACCCAUUUGCGGGUAGGCUUACAGAGGGGCCUCACCGCAAAUUGAUGGUGGAUUGCACUGGAGAAGGUGCCAUGUUCAUUGAGGCUGAUGCAGACGUCACGCUUGAUCAGUUCGGCGAUUCUCUCCAGCCUCCAUUCCCAUGCUUCCAUGAACUUCUAUAUGUUCCUGCCCCACAACAAAUUACUGACACUCCCCUUCUAAUCGUACAGGUGACACGUCUUAGAUGCGGUGGUUUCAUCUUGGCUUUCUGCUUCAACCACACCAUGUGUGACGGAGCUGGUCUUUCACAAUUCAUGAGGACGUGGACUGAAAUGGCUCGUUGUGCAACCAAACCUUCCAUUCCACCUGUGUGGUGUAGGGAACUCCUGAUGGCAAGACAUCCACCUCGUAUUACAUGCAACCAUCGCGAAUACGAACAUGUCCCAGACACAGUCAAUGGAGCCGUCACAUCAAACCAACAUGACAUGGUGCUUCGAUCGUUCUUCUUUGGACCUUCCCAAAUAGCUACUAUACGUGGCUUGGUUCCACCCCACCUUCAGCACUGCACAACGUUUGAUCUCAUCACGGCAUGCUUCUGGCGCUGUCGUACAAAAGCAUUGCAGAUAGAGGCAGACGAGGAUGUUCGCAUGAUGGUGAUAGUGAAUGCACGUGCAAGGUUGAAUCCUCCUUUACCAGUUGGGUACUACGGCAAUGCUAUUGCAUACCCUGCAACAGUUACCACUGCAGGGAAGCUUUGUGAAAAUCCAUUUGGGUAUGCUGUGAAUUUGAUAAAUAAAGUGAAGGGUGAGGUGACAGAAGAAUACGUACAUUCUGUUGCGGAUCUAUUGGUGUCUAAGGGACGGUGCUCUUUCACAGCGGUGAGAUCUUUCAUUGUGUCCGAUUUGAGACGUUUUAGUUUCAGAGAAAUUGAUUUUGGUUGGGGUAAAGCAUUGUAUGGUGGAAUAGCCAAAGCUGGAGCUGGAGCAUUUCCUGCAGUAAUAUAUCUGACAUCGCAUGAGAAUGCAAAUGGAGAAGAAGGUGUAGUUAUACCAAUUUGGUUGCCUGCCGAAGCCAUGGAAAGGUUUGAACACGAGUUAUGUGACAUGCUUCGAAACUAAAACCAACCUACUUCCAUUUCUUUUUCAUGUUUAUAUAGUUUCUAUGUAAUUAAGAGAAUUUUGGUUUAUAUUCUAGAAUAUUGACCAAAACCAAACUAAAACUAGGAGUCCUAGUUUAAUCACGUCUACCUUAUCGUUUGUUAAUAGCUUAUGAAAAUAAUAAAUUUUGAAAUACCAAA